AUGACCGCAGAUGACGAAGGCUCGGAGGAAUCAGUUAAGCAGUCUCCAAAUGGACAACUUGACACCCAAUCUCCUCUCCUCUCGCCCACCGAGGACACCUCUCCCUUGAAUAAAGACGACUCUGAUACCGCCGUCAGGGCGGUGCGCCCUUCCGCUCUGCGACACUCCUCUCUACACCACCCUCGACCCGACGGGACCCCUCGUACCCCGAACAGGGUGCGAUUCGACGUUGAUGACAAUGUCAAUGGCGGUCCGCCAGAGGAAUGGGUGGACGAAGAGGAUUAUUUGGACUCCCCGAGUCAACAUGCACCACUAUUGACGGAUAUCACUCCUCCGGCCGACUCCCCUUUUCGAUCAGAAGCCUUCCAACCCGAAGAUUACCUGCCAGAUGCGAGGCCUAAGAGUGGGAUGCCGAGUGCUUUCAUGAACAUGGCAAACUCGAUCAUAGGGGCGGGGAUCAUUGGUCAACCUUAUGCCUUCCGCCAGGCAGGUCUGAUGAUGGGAGUUCUUUUGCUCGUUGGUCUGACCGUGACAGUGGAUUGGACCAUCCGCUUGAUCGUGAUCAACAGCAAACUGUCUGGCGCAGAUUCGUUUCAGGCAACCAUGCAACAUUGCUUCGGGAAGAGUGGCCUGGUUGCUAUAUCGGUCGCUCAGUGGGCGUUUGCCUUUGGGGGAAUGGUUGCGUUCUGCAUCAUUGUUGGGGAUACAAUCCCGCAUGUCAUUGAAGCACUGUUCCCGGGGUUGAGUGGGGUUCCGUUCCUUUGGCUUCUGACAGACAGACGGGCGAUCAUUGUACUCUGCAUCCUCGGCGUCAGCUGGCCGUUGAGUUUAUACAGGGAUAUAGCAAAGCUCUCCAAAGCCUCGACAUUGGCGUUGAUCAGUAUGGUUGUCAUCAUUCUUACGGUGGUGACUCAAGGAGCUGUUGUUGACCCAGAGCUGCGAGGAAGUCUCAAAGGUCUUCUAUUUGUCAACGAUGGCUUCUUUCAGGCAGUGGGGGUGAUAUCGUUCGCCUUCGUCUGCCACCAUAAUUCCCUGCUUAUAUAUGGCUCUCUAAAGACCCCUACGCUAGACCGGUUUUCGGCUGUGACACAUUACAGCACUUUGAUCUCGCUGAUCGCUUGCCUUGUCAUGGCGCUCGCGGGAUUCCUCACUUUUGGCGACCGUACCAAAGGCAAUGUGCUGAACAACUUUCCUCCUCAAGGCCACUUGAUGGUUCAGAUUGCCCGACUGUGCUUCGGGCUGAACAUGCUUACGACUUUGCCUCUGGAAUGUUUUGUCUGCCGAGAGGUGAUGAACAACUAUUGGUUUCCGGAAGAGCCUUAUCGACCCAACCGACAUCUGAUUUUCAGCAGUGCACUUGUGGUCGCGGCUAUGGCCGUCAGCCUCAUGACAUGUGAUCUGGGAGCGGUUUUCGAGCUGAUAGGAGCCACCAGUGCUUGUGCACUUGCCUAUAUUCUCCCGCCGCUGUGCUACAUCAAACUAAGCACCAGGAGUUGGAAAACCAUACCUGCAGUGGUUUGUAUUGUAUUUGGCUGCGCUGUCAUGACUGUCAGCUUGGUCCUGGCUAUGAAAAAGAUGAUUAGAAGUGAGUCCGAAUUGCUCCUGGCGUAUCUUCUGAUUGAUAUACUGACGUGCCUGAUCUAG
This is a messenger RNA of Capronia coronata CBS 617.96, 1644 nucleotides long. RefSeq lists its product as uncharacterized. The record is from RefSeq and is a predicted model, not a curated record. NCBI's taxonomy places the organism in Eukaryota, Fungi, Ascomycota, Eurotiomycetes, Chaetothyriales, Herpotrichiellaceae. Gene Ontology annotation, cellular component: endoplasmic reticulum. Gene Ontology annotation, biological process: amino acid transmembrane transport. Bases 1 to 1644 code for a protein of 547 amino acids. The transcript has 3 exons. Gene Ontology annotation, molecular function: amino acid transmembrane transporter activity.